CCCCGCACUCGGAAUCUAGAGGCGGGAGUUUAGUGGAGAUUUAAAAUCUACCAGGUGCGGACGGGGCGGGAGUAAGACUUCAAUCGGCCGCGUAUGGAGGCAAAACGCACAGCGUGCGAAGAGUGCCGAAAGGUCAAGGAGAGAUGCAGCUUUCCGGUCGACGAUCGAGAAUCGCAGACUUGCUGUCGCUGUCAACGAUUGGGGAAACCAUGCUUCACUGCAGCCAAGAGUCGGACGGGAAGACCGCGCAAGCUGAACGACAUAUCCACCGUGCCCCGAACAGGAGCGCAGUUCGUUUGGUCGCCCUGUGAUAUCCCAGCCUCGAACCAGGCGGCGGUCCCAAAAAUAGCGCCUGGGGACAUGGUCUUCAUGGAAUUCAUUUUUCGUGAAUCGACGUUUGUGGAAAGCUUUACACUGGACCCUGUCUUCUCACAGGGGAUGUUAACGCAUCUCUUCGAAAGCGUCCACAUUGCCCCUGCAUUUCUUUCCGAUGUAUUCGUUGCUUGCGGGAAACGUUACUUCAAGAUCCAUUUCGGCGAUUCGAGCGGAGAUGGGGAAAUCGCAUUCGAGAACAGUGCUCGAGCCGUUCGCGCGCUUCGCAAGGCUUCUGAACAGAUCGAUCUGGUCAUCGUUCUCACUCUCGGCCUUGGUAUCAUCACUUUCGACCUGAUGACCUCAGGACUACAUGCCCACGAAGUGUGUCGUUUCACAUUGUUUGCAGCGAGCACUUUACAGACCCCUUCUGUCGGCAGUGCGGGAAUUCUUUCUGGACUAUAUCUCCCAUUCUACUUUUUGGAUGCCUUCAAUUGCAUCAUCAAACGACAGAUACCCGUAACGAAAGGUCCAAACAAGAACAACGGGGAUGUGGAUCAAUACAUGGGUGUCUGCGCACCGUUGCUUCCCCAUCUCUACAAGAUGUGCGCCAUCAGCCCUUCCCUCAAAUAUUCAACCUCUCCAGAGCACACCCAUCAACUAAAAGCCCAGCUCACUCAUCUCGAACACAAUGUUCGCGCUUGGACUCCAUCACUCCCCGCCGUUCAUAGCAACUUGAUAUCCCCACGGCUGUCAAGAAUCAUGGUCAUGCAAGCUCGAAUACACCGCGCAGCACUCUUACUUGUCAUCCAUCGACUACAACAUCCCUUCGGCACCUCAGACUCCACCGCACUAGGAAUGGCAAGAAACAUCCUCUCACAAAUUGACACCAUAUACGAACCUUCAAUAUCCACAUCCCCAUCUAACUUCGAAAGCCCCCCAUCUGAAUACCGACUCAACUUCCCCUUCCUCGUCGCUGCGGUAGAGAUCAUGGACGAAGGUGAACGUCAGGUAGUUUUGAACAAAGCAUCUACAGUGGUGUCGAAAAGAUUGUAUAAUAAUUUGGAGAGAAUGCUGGAGGUGUUUCUGGAGUAUGUGUGGAUGAGACGGGAUGGAGGUGGUGGUGGGGUGUGGUUUGACUGGGUGGCGGAGGGGCCUCCUGUUGUGAUUUUCUGAGGUUUCGGAGUUACAUAAACUGUAAUGUACUUAGUAUGCUUGAGUGGAGUUGUUUUUAAUUUGGUUGGGUGAUUCGAAGGUUUUCUGGUGGAUUAUUGGGUCGUCAAGUGUGGAAAUAGUUGUGCGUUGUGGACAGUUUCUCUUAUGAUGCAGUACCCCA
This is a messenger RNA of Aaosphaeria arxii CBS 175.79, 1648 nucleotides long. RefSeq lists its product as uncharacterized. Gene Ontology annotation, molecular function: transcription cis-regulatory region binding; DNA-binding transcription factor activity, RNA polymerase II-specific; zinc ion binding. The transcript has a single exon. The record is from RefSeq and is a predicted model, not a curated record. Bases 94 to 1488 code for a protein of 464 amino acids. Gene Ontology annotation, biological process: positive regulation of transcription by RNA polymerase II. NCBI's taxonomy places the organism in Eukaryota, Fungi, Ascomycota, Dothideomycetes, Pleosporales. Gene Ontology annotation, cellular component: nucleus.